Messenger RNA from Penicillium canariense, 1296 nucleotides. Its product is annotated as CCDC47 family protein. Gene Ontology annotation, molecular function: calcium ion binding. Bases 1 to 1296 code for a protein of 431 amino acids. The transcript has 3 exons. NCBI's taxonomy places the organism in Eukaryota, Fungi, Ascomycota, Eurotiomycetes, Eurotiales, Aspergillaceae. Gene Ontology annotation, cellular component: endoplasmic reticulum. Gene Ontology annotation, biological process: endoplasmic reticulum calcium ion homeostasis. The record is from RefSeq and is a predicted model, not a curated record.
AUGGCGGGCAUGUUCAAGAACGUGUUCGGCUCCCAGCCCUCGAGGGCUGCCAACCCUGACGAUGACUUCGCCGACUUCGUCGAGGCUCCGAACCCAUCUCCUGUGUCGCUCGUCGCCGACUCGACUACAAUCCCAGCCUUCAGUACGGAGGGCACCGUCCCUUACACCAAAUGGUAUCGGAUCUGGGAGCGCACCUCGCCCAGCGACUUCAAGCAGGAGGCCAUGAUCAUGCCCUUCAUCCUGGUGGUCUUCCUCUUCCAUCUCUGGGGCACGCGCAAGAACCGUCGCAAGGCGCGGGACUGGGCUAAGGCUCACAUCCCCGCUCUGCAGAAGGAGUUUGCUGUCGUCGGGUUCGACGGUAUCUCCCGCUCGGGCCCCCAGGAGGUCUCCGUGGAACUGGCCAACCCAGAGCAGUCGCUGAAGGAGAAGUCGGCCCACGAGUUCGCCGCGUAUGCGACUGGCCGCCAGAACGUGGCGUUCCUGGAUAUUGCUCUCACCAUGCCCAAGCGCUACAACCCCAUCACCUACGUCGUGGAGUACCUCUUCAGCUUCUUCUUCGAGAGCUGGGAGGCGCCCGCGGAGAAGUAUGAGGCAUUGAUGUACGCGUUCGAUGGCAAGGAGAAGGAUCUGGUUCCUGUUCUCGGCAAGGAUACUUCGUCUGUGAAGGUUCCCAACUCGACCUAUGAUGGCUUCAUCUGGGCCGUUGUGCACAAGAGCCACAUGCGCAAGUUCCGUACUGACCGCUACGACGCCUCCAUCACGUUCUCCAAGGAUCACCCGAAGCUCCCGUCUUGGGUCACUGUGAUGAGCGAGAGCGCCGAGGUCACUGAUGCCCUGCUCACCCCGGAGCUCAUCCAGGCCAUUGAGCAGGCCGGCCAUGACUUUGAGUUCCUGAUCGUGACUGACCAGCCCAUUGACAAGCCCACCAAGAUCGACGAGACAGUUCCCAAGAAGCGCAUCCAGCUUUCCGUCAACCUCUCCUCCGACUACUCUUCGACCCUCCCCCUCUUCAACCAGUAUUUGCGCCUCGCCGACAAGCUCGUCUCCGUCGCCCACUGGCGCAGCGAGGUUAUGCGUAAGAUCCGUAACGUUCGCGAGGAGGAAAUCAAGAAACUGCGCCGCGUCGAGGAGGAAGAGAAGGCCGAAGAGCGCAAGCUGGCCGCUGAGAAGAUCAAGAAGGAGGAGCGUGAGCGCCUGCUCCGCGGCAUGACUGCCGAGGAGCAGCGUAAGUUCUUGGAGCGCGAGAGCCAGAAGGGCCAGCGCCGCUCGAUGAAGAAGAGCACUCGCAAGGGUUAA